Molecule: messenger RNA, 1487 nt
Organism: Gastrolobium bilobum
Lineage: Eukaryota; Viridiplantae; Streptophyta; Magnoliopsida; Fabales; Fabaceae
Exons: 11
Coding region: 151-1011 (286 amino acids)
Source: RefSeq, a predicted model, not a curated record
UAACAGGGCGUAUGAAGCAUUUAUCGGAAAUUACUUAGGUGUUCCUUCUUCCGCCACAGGUCAUAGCUCACAUCUCACGCUUCCACGGUGGUGUCUUCUCUUCUCCAAUCUUCAAAGCAUGGAAUAGCUGUUACUUUUCAUCCUUCAACAAUGACAAUGGUAGCUGGACGCAGAUCCCCGAGAACCCGAACCCGAACCCGAACCAGAACGACAUGGUUCCUCCUCACUCUCUUCACCGUUUUACACCUACUCGCGUCUCUAAGCUCCGCCGCUGACGCUGCAGCAGCUUGUGAAUUCACUUUUCUCGACCGAAACAAGCUUUACAAUUACACACUCUCUUCUCCCAUUCGCAACUUCCCUCACGGCAUACUCAGCGAAGACGGAUUUUACAAAGUAGCAGUAAACGAGACCACCCUUUGGUUUCAGCUUUGUGAUGAAAUGAUUUUCAAUCAUGACCCUCCAACAUGUGCUGACUGCUGGGAUUGUGGAGGGCCAACACGUUGUGGGAUGGAGUGCAAUGCGCUUGUGGCAAACAACAUUGGAGGUUAUCACGUAUGCACAAACUUAGGACGUGGCCCAAAAAUAGAUGUUGAUGUCAUUGAUAAGGAAAAUCCCCAUACUGGUGUCAUUGUUAAAAUGUCAAGCAGUGGCCUUAAGUACAACUGUUCGCUGGCAGUGUCUGUGCUUUGCAAUUUAAAUGGAGUACAAGGACCGCAAACUUUAAAGAGAGUAGGAGAUUGCAAUUAUCAGGCUACAGAGCUAAAGCAUCCAUCUGGUUGUGCCAUGAUCGUAAAUGUUCAUGGGGGAGGGUGGGGGUGGUUUGGCACCUUACUAACUAUUGUUUUAUGCCUUUUUGCUGCAUAUCUACUGGCUGGUAUAGCUUAUCGAUUUUUCUUCCUUGGGAUUCGUGGUAUAGAUGUUAUCCCUAACUUGGACUUUUGGGUCAGCUUGCCAAAGCGAACACAGGUAUUCUUCCAUAUGAAUGCUUCAAUAUCGGUUUUCCCAAUCUGAAUCUGUUUGCAUCUUUGGUGAGAAAGUUUAAGGGACCGUCUCAAGGUCACCGGAGCUCCUAUUCUCCUGUGAACUUCUGAGAUUAUAUUUUUGAUUCUGGAUUUAUCUGGUGAAUUCAUUACGGAUUAUCUCAGAUAUGAGAUGAACAUGCUGCAGAAAAGUGCAGAUAAGUCACUUUUCAGAUGCCCUACUGGUCAGCUCAGAUGCUUCCUUGAAAUGGGACAUUCUGCAGAAAUCUGUAAUUCUUGCUCUGACUAUCCCUCCCUGAAUUUAGUAUUUCACAUUCUUUAAUCCUUAUCUAUGAAAGAAAAGGAGGAGGAGGAAAAGAAAGGAGAUAAAAAGAAAGUUUAGUGUGAUUCUUAACGGGACAAAAAGACAAUACAAUGGAACUAAUCCAAUAAUUUUGGUUGACAUUCUUUAGUUGAUAAUCAGGUAAUUGAAUGAACUUCUUUUAUUGUAACUUGUAUUUUGUUACU